Cyprinus carpio (common carp) is the source of this 896-nucleotide messenger RNA. RefSeq names its product protein RD3. The record is from RefSeq and is a predicted model, not a curated record. Lineage: Eukaryota; Metazoa; Chordata; Actinopteri; Cypriniformes; Cyprinidae.
AUGUUCCUCUGGUCAUCAGUGUUCUCCAGGGAACCCCAGGUUCCUGGUCAGCGCUCGCCUGAGGAACUGGUAACUAACAUGUUGAUGUUAGAGCUGGGCUCUUUGGUGAAGCGCACUGAGCGCCUGCGCCAGGAGAGGGCGACGGAGAACCGCAGGCGCAGCUCCUGUGUGGAUUACAGCUGGCUGGCUGCACCUCCACAAAAGUCCUCCUAUGAGAUUCCAGCUGGGGAGAUGCUGGAACUUCAGGAUCUGUGUGCCAAGGUCUCUCCCUCCCAAUGCGGCCCCCUCAUCCUCAGGCUGAGGAAAGUGGUGAUAGAGGUAGAGCCAGAGGUGACUGAGGUGUCACGCCUGUUUCGUUCCGUUCUGUGUAACUUUCUGGAUGAGGUGGAGGAGGAGGAAGCCAGCAAGAGAGCACUGAAGGCUAGGGCCAGCCGCAGUAAGAGCAUGUCUGUUAUCAACCUGGGCUCACGGAUCCGCAUCAGCCCGCUGUGGAGUAGAGUCACAGUCAGUCGUGACGCUGAGGACCAAGCCGAGGAGGACGAUGAGGAUGAAGACAGUAUCCACAGAAACAGGAGGAUCAGGAGCAUGCCUGAUAUCAGUGUAGUGGAAGAAAGAGCGCUGACCUGAACAAGCUAUGUUUUGAGUAGGAAACCCCAGGUACAAAGCUGGUAUUCUAAACUACCCUUAAAUGGUACAAAUUAGUACCUUUUGAAAAGAUACUGCCCUAGUGACAGUUUUGUAGCUUUUUACUGAGAGUGUGGAAAGGUUCUAUUGAUAUUAAAGGGGUCAUAUGAUGCUGCUAAAAAGAACAUUAUUUUGUGUAUUUGGUGUAAUGAAAUGUGUUUAUGCAGUUUAAGGUUAAAAAAACACAUUACUUUCCACAUACUGUACAUUAU